Quercus lobata is the source of this 507-nucleotide messenger RNA. RefSeq lists its product as uncharacterized. The transcript has a single exon. NCBI's taxonomy places the organism in Eukaryota, Viridiplantae, Streptophyta, Magnoliopsida, Fagales, Fagaceae. The record is from RefSeq and is a predicted model, not a curated record. Bases 1 to 507 code for a protein of 168 amino acids.
AUGGUUCAGACUCUGGAAGCUAUCAAGGGUGGGGGAGGAUCCAUCAGAGUUGGGACCACUGGGACAAUUAGUUCCCUGAUGACAAGGGAAUUGGAUUCGAUCAAAUCUGCACCUCAGAUGCCUCUGUCUUCCAGAACUAAACCACGUGCAGUACCUGUUUCAAUACCCUGUGGUGCUGCAACUCCUAAAAGGGUACAAGCUAGAAAAUCAUGUGAUGGGGCAAGCAGCAGUGGAAGCAGUAGCUACAUUGAUGAUAGAAGCCAUGAGAUUAUUAGGAAAACAAAAAGUUACACUAGAAAUACUCAUCGAAUACCAAUGCUUGGUUCUGAUAGUAUUGCGCUGGAUAGAACUCUUAGUAGAAAGAAAACUGAAAAGAAAGGAUCUAACAUAGUUGAAAUUGUGGACAUAAAAUGUGGGAACCAGGAUAAAGCAUGGGCUAGCCCUAUAAGUAUAACAAAUCGUCUCAAGAAGCUGGGUUUCUCGAAGCUAUCUGAGAGCAUUAUCUAA